Molecule: messenger RNA, 2880 nt
Organism: Angiostrongylus costaricensis
Lineage: Eukaryota; Metazoa; Nematoda; Chromadorea; Rhabditida; Metastrongylidae
Source: the annotation of a GenBank genome assembly
AUGCCAUUCUUCUCCAGUUAUCUCAAAGCACAUACAACACCUGGGCCACUUGAGCGAAUGCAAAGCGAGAAUCAGAAGAAGAAGGCAGAUCUCGGCGUUAUGCUUGGUGUGUAUUUACCAACGAUUCAACAUAUUCUGGGUGUCACAAUGUUCAUUCGUUUGUUUUGGGUGGUUGGAAUCGCUGGACUCGGCCAGACAUUUGUUCUUCUGUUCCUCUGUUGUCUAUGUACAUUCUUGACGUGCAUCUCGAUUUCUGCGGUAGCUACGAACGGUGUUGUCGAAAGCGGUGGAGCAUAUUUCAUGAUAUCAAGGAAUCUUGGGCCUGAGUUCGGCUCUGCUGUAGGCUUACUGUUCUAUUUGGCAAACACCGUUGCAGCUUCAAUGUAUCUCGUAGGAGGCGUAGAAAUCCUUCUCUUGUACAUAUUUCCUGGCUUGACUAUUGGUGGCCCAGAGGUACACUCUCAGACAGGCGCUUUUGGAAUGAUGACAAACAAUCUUCGUUUCUAUUCCACAUUACUUCUUUUGCUAGAAUUUAUUAUUGUUGCCAUGGGAGUGAAGUUUGUCCAGAUGCUCGCCCCGGUUUCUUUACUUUGUGUGAUUCUGUCAAUUCUGGCUUGCUAUGCAGGUGGUAUCGAAAAGACUGUAAACCCUGAUGCUGGUCUAAGGGUAUGUAUGUAUGGAGAUCAUCUUCUACAGUCGAAAUUCGUCAUACCAAGAGACAACGGCUCUAUUUAUGACAUUAACACCUUUGUGGUGGAGAACCUUUGUCCGCGAGGGAACUGUUCAGCUGACGUGCUAUCUACUCCUUUAGCGUGUAUCAAUGGGUUUCCUGGUUUUAAGAGUUAUAUUUUACGCAAAAUCUUCUUAUUUUGGUCACAGUAUGUCGAUAAAUUCUACACCACAGUUGACGAUAAGGCCGAUUUUAAGCGCGACGUUUUCCAGGAUGUGAGAACCUCGUUUUGGGUUCUUCUUGCUAUUUACUUUCCAGCCGUCACCGGAAUUUUCACUGGUGCUAACAUGAGUGGGGAUUUGAAGAACCCUCAAACGUCAAUUCCUAAAGGAACAAUAGCUGCGACAUUGACUACAUCGUUCAUUUACUUUUCCUUGGCUUUUGUCUUUGGAGCUACUAUAGAUGGCUGUGUGUUGAGGGAUAAGAAUGGACAGUCAAUGGGUGGUUCUAUGGUGGUUGCAGCUUUAUCAUGGCCUAGCGCCUGGGUUCUCCUCAUCGGUUCAUUCCUAUCAACGUUCGGAGCAGCUCUUCAGUGCCUUUGUUCAGCUCCUCGUUUGCUUCAAAGUAUUGCUAAGGAUGAUGUUAUUCCUAUCCUCAACCCGUUUAAAAAGGUCACGAAGAAUAAUGAACCUUUUAUGGGUCUAAUCGUCACGACUAUAAUAGCAGAGCUAGCUAUCCUGUUGGGUGCUAUGGACAGCAUUGCAGCUGUCGUCGAUUUCUUCUUCUUGAUGUGCUAUGCUUUCGUUAACAUCAUCUGCACUCUACACUCACUUCUUGGUGCACCUAACUGGCGUCCUCGUUUCACAUAUUAUCAUUGGUCGUUGUCACUUCUUGGUGCAGCAUUAUGCUUCUUCAUUAUGUUUUCAACUCAUUGGGACUACGCUCUUGUAUCUAUAUUCCUCUGUCUUAUUAUCUACAAAUAUGUGGAGUGGAAAGGUGCUAAAAAGGAAUGGGGUGAUGGUAUCCGUGGAUUAGCACUUACAACUGCUCAAUAUUCGUUAAUGAAAAUCGAAGACAAAGAACCUCAUCCGAAAAACUGGCGUCCACAACUUUUGUUGAUUCUUUCAAUGCCAUGGAGUAAGGAACUGCUUGAUGUUCGCUAUCUUAAUCUUCUUAACCUUGCAUCACAACUUAAAGCUGGAAGGGGACUCACAGUUGUCACAUCAUUCAUAAGAGGAAGUGUCACCAGUCUCGAUGACAGAAAACGAGCACAGCAGAUUAAAUCGCGAAUGGACUUUGAUAUGAAUCAGGUUCGAUUGCGUGGUUUCGCAAAGACACUUGUACACGAAGAAGACCAGAUUACUGGGUCGAUGUCAACACUUAUCCAGUCGGUUGGUCUGGGUGGUCUCAAGCCAAAUACAAUGCUGAUCUCAUGGCCAGUUCACGAGCGUGGGUCGUCCGAGAGCAGUGACUCGGAAUAUAACACAUUCACCGAUAAACUGCACGUAGCAUGCGCUAUGGAUAUGUGCUUGCUAGUUGCAAAAGGAAUAACUGAUUUCCCAUCAAGCGUUUUCAAGAUGUCUGGAUUCAUGGAUGUGUACUGGAUUGUUCAAGAUGGUGGCCUUUGCCUUCUGAUGGCAUAUCUCCUUAAACAGCACAAGGUUUGGCGAGGGUGCAAAUUGCGAAUCAUUGCCAUCGCACAAGAAAGUGACAACAAUCUUAAGAUGCAGUCAGAGUUGCAGCAAUACGUCUAUCAGCUCAGAAUCGAUGCAAAAAUAUUGAUAGUUGAACUAGCUGAUCCAGAAAUAUCGAAAAACGCUUUCGAGCGCACGCUUCUCAUGGAAGAACGUACCAUGUUAAAUAAACAAAUGCAAGAGUCCAGGAGCGGAAACAACCCGUUAUCGUUUUCUCAAUCACCAGAGGACGACUCCGCAUCCGACGAGGUUAAAAAGGAGAAAACAAUGAAAGAGAAACUUCUGGCUCUUGAUCGAACGAAGGUACAUAAAAUGCAUACUGCUGUUCGACUGAAUGAGUUAAUCAUUGAACACUCGAUUAACAGUCAACUUGUUCUUCUUAAUCUACCCAAACCUCCACGAGGAAAAGACGGACUUGAUGACUACAUCCACUAUUUGGAAGUUCUAUCGGAUAAGAUCAACCGCGUGAUAUUUGUACGUGGCACCGGAAACGAGGUUAUCACCACCGACUCGUAG